AUGAUGCUGAUAAGCUUUCUGCUAAAGGAGAAGGGUAUUUCUUACAUGGGCUGUGCCACACAGCUCUAUUUUGUAAUGUUCUUAGUCACCACUGAAUGUUACCUUUUGGGAGCCGUGGUCUACAAGCGCUACAUGGCCAUACGCAACCCACUGAGGUAUGCAGUUGUUAUGAACAGAAGACUUGGCCUUUCUCUAGUCCUGCUGUCAUGCUUGGGUGGUAAUGCGGUGUCUGUGCUGCAGGCAGUUGGGGUGUUCCCACUGCAAAUUCAUGGACCCAACAAUAUUCAGUAUUUCUCCUGUGAUACUGCCCCAUUCAUUACACUUUCCUGCAUUGACACCUCUUCCUAUGAAAUGCAGACA
Molecule: messenger RNA, 360 nt
Organism: Tinamus guttatus (white-throated tinamou)
Lineage: Eukaryota; Metazoa; Chordata; Aves; Tinamiformes; Tinamidae
Source: RefSeq, a predicted model, not a curated record